Molecule: messenger RNA, 1436 nt
Organism: Phaeodactylum tricornutum CCAP 1055/1
Lineage: Eukaryota; Bacillariophyta; Bacillariophyceae; Surirellales; Neidiaceae
Product: protein kinase
Exons: 1
Coding region: 138-1436 (432 amino acids)
Biological process (GO): protein phosphorylation
Molecular function (GO): ATP binding; protein kinase activity
Source: RefSeq, a predicted model, not a curated record
AUGGUCGAAAAGCAUCCGGUCUCAAACCGUUCCAGGGAAAGCCAAACCAACUUUGGCAUUCUAGAAGUCCAAGCCGACAACCAUCAAAAUUUUCCAAAUCCCAAUCAUUCCCGGAAAUAAGUGUGCAAGUAGAGAUUAUGCCUAUAGCCAUGACGAUGAACAUCAACGGCAGCUUAGCCUGGCCAGACCAUGUGCCGAAAAGCAUGGCUGAUCACAUCCACGAUGAAGUGCGAGACACGGUCGCAAACAGUCGGCUUGUUCGAAAGUCAGAUGGAAUUGCUCUCGUAUCUCAAAAUGAGCUACAGAUAGGGCCAAUUUUAGGACAGGGGGCCUUUUCGGAAGUACAUGAAGUUCGAGUCUUGAACGAGCAAGGGGACGCCCACACAUACGCCAUGAAACACUUAAAAUUCAAGCUCAUGAGCCAGCCAGACAACUUUCGCCUCGCUGCAGCUGAGCUUGCAAUCGAAGCCCAUAUGCUAGCUAGCUUCGAUCAUCCAAAUAUCAUGAGAAUUAGAGGCUGGGCUGCAAAUGGAGUUGCGUCGUUCACCUUCGGCAAACAUGAUUCUUUCUUUCUUUUGCUCGACAAACUCGAUGAGACCCUGGAUCAGCGCAUUAACACUUGGGAAAAGCAACAAGUCAUGAUGAAAUCUCAGCAGAUUCAAAGUAUCAAUCCAGUUAUUGAUCUAUGGAGACGUUUCAGCAACCAAAACCCACACGAGGCAGCUGCUUUGGACGGCGAGAUUCGACUAUAUCAAGACCAGCUCUACCUUGAAAAGCUGGGAAUUUGCGCCGAAAUCGCCUCGGCACUCGCAUACCUUCACAACCAGGGGGUUAUCUUUCGUGACUUGAAGCCAAACAAUAUUGGAUUUCUGAAUGGCCGUGUCCAAUUAUUCGACUUCGGUCUCAGUCGCGAAAUCCCAUCAUGCGACUUUAGCCAAGCUUUCGAAAUGUCUGGCAAAGUGGGUACUCUCCGUUAUAUGGCCGUGGAAGUCGCUUGUCACCAACGCUAUAAUGUCUCAGCAGACGUUUACAGCUGGGCGAUGGUCUGUUACGAAGUCUUGACUCAUCAAAAGCCGUUCGCGGACUGGACGCGCGAUAUGCACCAGCAUUUGGUUUGCGGUCGUGGAAUGCGCCCAGAAACGGAUCGUCUUCCUAGAAAUAUAGGUGCAUUGCUACAAGCCAGUUGGUCGCAACGAGCUCAUGAGCGGCCUCAUAUGUUGGCAGCUAUGCAUAAGACCCGAAUGUUGGAAGAGCAGCACUUGUUUUCAUGCUCCUCUCUUCAUCAACCUACACCGCUUCACGAAAAUGUCGAUGUGGCCGUUGAACUGCCGCAUAACUUUUCAUUGAUCCGAAAGUGUCCGGAUAGAACGUUUUCCAACGACACACAAAAUACUGGGACCACCAUGUCUAUGUCGGGACUGAGAGACUACGUAUAA